Molecule: messenger RNA, 1523 nt
Organism: Spea bombifrons (plains spadefoot toad)
Lineage: Eukaryota; Metazoa; Chordata; Amphibia; Anura; Pelobatidae
Product: enoyl-CoA delta isomerase 2-like
Exons: 9
Coding region: 298-1194 (298 amino acids)
Source: RefSeq, a predicted model, not a curated record
AUCCCUUUCAAAGCACAAAGAGCUAGCAAUAACACCCAUGUUUUUGGGCGGAACCGCUUCAUAUUAUUUCCCAAUCACAAGGGGAUACGUUUUACUCACAGACAUCUUCAUUAUGUAAAACCAUAAAAUAAUCCUCAGCAUUCCUUGAAUCCAUUAAGUUGUGUGUGUUCUGUUUUUCUGCCCUUUUCAUUCUUCAGCGGAAGCAGGAUUAAAACGGUUUAACAGCAAAAAUUCUGAAUUGUUGUUACUAGCGGUAUUGGUAAGAAACAUUAAACAUAAUUGAAUCACUAGAGGAAAAUGAGGAAAUCUACAAGCUUUGGUAAAUGGAAUUCUAUGGGUCAUUUAUCUGAGAAGAUUAAUGCUCAGGGAGGUCCUUUAUUGGCCGAGGAACACAUCACCGCAGUACCCAGAAGCAGCCAAUUAAACUAUGAAACCCUGAAGGUUACAACUCAGGACAAUAUAACAACUAUAACAAUGAACCGGCCAAAGAAAAAAAAUGCACUUAGUCUUCAGAUGUAUAAAGAAAUUGCACUAGCGCUCGACGAAGCAGCAAGAAAUGAUUGUGUUCUUACUGUUCUAACAGGAUUUGGUGAUUAUUUUAGCAGUGGUAAUGAUCUUACCAACUCAUUGAAGAGAGUCUUUGAAACAACUGAAGAAAAGAUAAACACAUCAUUUAAUCCUUUUAGGGAUUUGGUGAGUAAAGUCAUUGACUUCCCAAAGCCUCUCAUUGCUGUUGUGAAUGGUCCUGCCGUUGGGGUCUCUGUGACAAUCCUUGGUCUCUUUGACCUUGUGUAUGCUACUGACAGGGCCACAUUUCAAACACCUUUUAGCAAGUUAGCGCUGUGUCCAGAGGCAUGCUCAUCUUAUACAUUUCCUAAAAUAAUGGGCUUAGCCAAGGCUACUGAAGUACUAGUGUUCAACAAGAUACUGACAGCCCAUGAUGCUUGCAACUUGGGGCUAGUUACUGAGGUCUUCCCAGAUAGUAGUUUUCAAAAGGAAGUCUGGACAAAAAUAAAAGAUUAUGCGAAACUACCCAAAAAUGCUCUGGCAUACUCCAAGCAGCUGAUUCGUAAUGUGGAAAAGGAGAAACUUCAUGCAGUUUGUGAGAAGGAAUUGGAGCUUUUACACAAAAUAGCGACUUCUGAUGAAGCUAUCAAUGCUGUUAUGCAAUUCUUCAACAAAUCAAAGCUGUAAUUUUGAAUGAAUUCGGGAGGUUCAGAGAAUGCAGGAUGAAUGGUUAUUUCAACAUAUCCUACUAUUGCAUACAAAACCCCUCAUGAAAUUAGUGCAUAAAAACACAUUUAGGAUAUCUUAUUUUGUUUUAGUGACAGUUGUGUAACAAUAAUGCAGAUGAUAGUUGCUGUAAGAGGUCCCAGUCAAUUUACACAGGUUCUUCCUUACAAAUGAAUGGGAGAUUGCGCAGAAUUUCAAGCCACUCAAGUUUCUCCACAUCAUAUUUGUCAAACCAUGACUUUCUGGACAUUGCUUUGCAGUAAAGGCCUUUCCGAAACUGGUGCCACAAA